AAAAAUCAGGGGAAAAGGCCGAGGCUUCCUAUUCAAAUUGUCAACUUUGAGAAACAAAAAAAAAAAAAAAGAAGAAUCAUAUUAUUUUUACUUGUGAAUUUUGAUUUUCUGAACCUCUCAUAUCUAGGGUUCCAUAGGGAUCUGGAGACGGAAAACAGAAUAGCCGCCAUUUUGUUGAAGGAGGCGGCAGAAUUGCGCCGCCAAGCUGAGAAGGAAGGUGCUCUUGCUGAUCUUCGUCAGCCCGCUGUUAGGAAUAGGCCUAAUUCUCGUUUCCUAACGGCAACUGUUCGUGGUGUACAACAAGCAAACCGUGUAGUCGAAGUAAAUGAAAUGUGGCGAAUAAGGGAGAAACAGCUGGAGCUAGACAAUAGGCUUAACGGGACAAGAAGAAAAGAGAGCAGCAGUAGAAUGGAAGCUUGUGAAUCUCGUAGAAGUAAAAGUACCGACAGCAAUGAAGUGGAAACAAGUGGACGAGAUCAUCACUCUUCAAAGAAAAGAUCUAUUCACGAACUCGAUCCGACGGAUGACGAAGGUUUAAGGGAUGAUGAGGUGGAAGAAUUCUUACACUCAAGAACAAAGCGAGGCAGGGGAGCCAUUGGAUCGAGAAUGGAUGAAACUGGACCGUACCUUCCUUGUAGUCCAGUUUCGAAAAGAAAUCCGCGGGAAAACGAUGGUGAGGAUUCGAAGAGAUCUAGAGUUAUUCUUGGACCAGAGAAGCCUAACUCAUUGAAGUAUAGUGAAUCCUCGUCUGAUGAUGAAUCGAUUAAAGAUAGGAAACGGAAGGCAAAGAUUGGAUCGAGCAAACGGCACUCAAGGAAACACAAAUCCAAAGAGAAGUCGAAGGAAAAGAGGAAGAAGAAGAAAACUAAAUAUCACAAAUGACUGUAUACAGCAUUGGUCUUCUUUUCUGCUAAAUUAUUGAGUCUGUUAAUUAUAAUUAUUGGAAUGAAAUUGUGAUUUUCAAAAAUAAUUAUAUUAUAAUU
Messenger RNA from Erythranthe guttata (spotted monkey flower), 983 nucleotides. RefSeq names its product G patch domain protein. The record is from RefSeq and is a predicted model, not a curated record. NCBI's taxonomy places the organism in Eukaryota, Viridiplantae, Streptophyta, Magnoliopsida, Lamiales, Phrymaceae.